AUGAAUUUAGGGAAAGACAUCACAGCUACACCAUUAGGUGUCACACUAUCACCGACUUUUGUAGUUGCACAGCCUAUAACUGUUUCAGGUGGGUCUAUAACAGCAACUACGAUGGCAUAUGGAUUAGUUCCGGAAACAGUAAAAGUGCUGGAUUGUCCGGGAACGACAGAAACAGGAUUAAUUACUACGGAGAUUGUGGGUGGUGAUGUAUUGGAUAUUGGACCUUUCAGGAGGGGGGCAUGCCCCAAAAGUAGUAUGAAUCAGCACGGCACGCUUGAAUUGAUUGUAGACGAUACGAAUUCAGAGAUAUCAAGUAAUUUUUGA
Messenger RNA from Funneliformis mosseae, 324 nucleotides. NCBI's taxonomy places the organism in Eukaryota, Fungi, Glomeromycota, Glomeromycetes, Glomerales, Glomeraceae. The record is from the annotation of a GenBank genome assembly.